Molecule: messenger RNA, 969 nt
Organism: Chondrus crispus (carragheen)
Lineage: Eukaryota; Rhodophyta; Florideophyceae; Gigartinales; Gigartinaceae
Exons: 1
Coding region: 1-969 (322 amino acids)
Source: RefSeq, a predicted model, not a curated record
AUGGGCACCACCACCUUUAAGCUCAGUCCAUUGAUUUCGCAGUCCCUCAACGAUACCCCCAGGACGCGAGGAUCCAACUUCACAUCAGAAGAAGACAUUUUCGUUGGCCGGGCAUGGAUAAGGGUUUCAGAAGACCCAGUCACAGGGUCCGAACAAAAAGGCGCUCGCUUUUAUGACCGUAUGUGUGACCACUAUCACACCUUCAACGCCCCUGGCUUUGAAAAAAGAACAAUGGAAAGCAUUCGGACAGGGUCAAAAUUAAUAAACAAGGAAUGUGUGAAGUUUGGUUCAUGCUUCGUUGCGGUUCGGAGAUCAAAACCGACGGGGGUCUCAGAAGAAGACAUGAUCAGGAUGGCUACAGAAUUUUUCAACGACGUACAGAUACAGCACCCAAACGACCACGUAGGUAGAAAGUUCAAGUUUUUGCCAGUUUGGAAACUGCUUCGAUCACACGAAAAAUUUAGUGGAGGGGGCCAUGGAUCCAUGCCCGGCGGAACGCAGACUGCAAGUGAUGGCUUAAUAGCCGGAGAAAAGGACCCAUUUAUUUGUGCGGAAAGUUCGCCGGAUGGUGACGAAGUGACAAGUACCAGAAAGCGUCCUGCAGGGAGGAAAAAUUCGAAAGAAGUGGAACUGAUGCAGGCAAGCAGAUCAAAGAAACUACGUUUGCCAUCGGAAUCCGUUCGAGAUCAAGGGGAACGUAAUGCUGCUUUGCAGCAGUAUAAUGAGAUUCUGCUAUUUAGUUCAGCCCCUGAUGGCUGCGAUGAAGGAGAUGCGGUAGCGUAUUUCAACCUUCUGCGUAGUGAAGCACUUAAAAAAGCGCGCGCACGACUCAGAGAUAACAAUACUGCACAGGAUGCCACUGAUGAUCAAACGUUCACUAAUGGGAGACAACACGCUCCGCAGCGGUCUUUUGUAAGUAUGUUCCCGGAGGCAGACGUAGAGAAGGAGAUAUCUUCAUCUGAUAGGUAG